Messenger RNA from Serpula lacrymans var. lacrymans S7.9, 559 nucleotides. RefSeq lists its product as uncharacterized. NCBI's taxonomy places the organism in Eukaryota, Fungi, Basidiomycota, Agaricomycetes, Boletales, Serpulaceae. The record is from RefSeq and is a predicted model, not a curated record. The coding region runs from base 42 to 449 and encodes 135 amino acids. The transcript is spliced from 4 exons.
AGUCUUCUAACCCAACUCACCUUGCUCAUAUUCAGCUCACAAUGUCCAAGCCAUCUGCCGGUACCUAUGUCAUCUACAAUAGAGUGCUCGACGCUUCUGGUCGCAAACUCGCCAUCACCUACAAUGGUGAGGGCAACUAUGCGACCGCGACCCCGCUGUCUAACGGGGACCUGCAAAAAUGGAUAAUCAGAGACUUCGACCCCCAGACUCAAUCCGUUACUCCAGCAACCAACAGUGGCCUGCAAGCUGGAUGGGGUAGCGAAGGUGUUGAGGUCCUUCCAGCAGGGAACUAUGUGUGGACCAUUAGGUCCAGCGACAGUGGAUAUACUAUCAAAGACGGUGGCGUGACUGUUAACUGGGGACUCGGCACCGCGGUUGAAGGCCAGAAGAUUGCUAUCGGCAGUGACACUGGCAACGAAAAACAGAGGUGGAUCCUUGAACGCGUCUAAUAUGUGAAAUCGCUGGAAAAGACGCUCGAAAUUUUGAAUACUGCUGUAAGAUGAUGUACAUGUACACACCCAAGUGAAAUGUUUUCUCGAAUGUGAAUGGUCGUAUAACU